Messenger RNA from Prunus armeniaca (apricot), 1167 nucleotides. The record is from the annotation of a GenBank genome assembly. NCBI's taxonomy places the organism in Eukaryota, Viridiplantae, Streptophyta, Magnoliopsida, Rosales, Rosaceae.
AUGGUUAAGGAUAUUAAUGCACAAAUUAUUGAAGAUCCUUCUGUGACUCGGGACAUUGGAAGCCAGACUGAGCAUUCUGGAGAAGUGAUUGUUAAAUCUGUCAUAACUUCUGGGGAUCUAGAGCUUCCCUUUGGAGAUGAGGAAGAUCAGCACGAGUCCCUGGUAGAGCAACCAGCUGUUGAGGCCACUCCUUCUACUAGAAGAAAAAGAAAAGAGGUUGCUCUUGUUCAAGGCAGUACUAUCCAGCCUGAACCUUCUGUUGAAAGCUCUCCUCCACCUGCUACUAGGUCAAAAAGGCCUAGAAAGAGGACUAGAGUUGAGUUUGACGAGAUCGAAGAGCCUGCAGCUGUUCCCACCGAAACUUCUGGAACUGAUGAUGAGCUGCGAGGGGCUUUUGAAGCUAUUGAGCAGGAGAAAGGACAAGAAGAAGAAGAAGAUGUCCCUCUAAAAGAGAAGGACAAAGAGCCUGAAGAAGAGGUAGAACAUUCUAUUGCUGUCCCAAAGCUUGAGGUAGAGGCAGAACACUUUGUUGUAGUUCCUGUUCCUGAGGUAGCAGAGAACAAGACUACUGGGAUCCUAGCUGUGGUGACCAGUCCUUCAAGCCUCCCAUUGUGGCUAUGCCCAUCCAUUCUCUCUCAGGUUCAUCUACCAUGGCUUCCUUUGCUGAUCCAGAAUUGGCAGAGUUUGAAGCUAUGGACUGGGUUGCCCAGUUGGACAAACUGGAGAAGCUUAGCUCCACUCAUGGCAAGGCAAAAUCCAAGGCAGUGGAUGAGGCAGUGGAUAGGAGAGAACAUGGCUCCUAGGCCCAUUCUUGAAAUCAGCUUGGGCAUGGCAAGAGACGUGCUCAAUCUCCACAACCGCUAUGAAGAUCUUAAACCCUCCUUUAAAGCCUCUGAGUUUUGCAAGGCCACUCAUGAAGCUAAUUUGGUUGACUACCAGAAACAGAGAGCAGAAUUGGACCAGAUGGUUGCAGGUUUACAAAACAAACUUGGGGCUGGACUAGGCACCAAGACCAAGACCACUUUCCUUGUGCAGAACAUGGUAGCUACCUCUAGGCCAGCAUUGGAGAGUUCACAGGCCUCUCUCCAUCAAGGGAUGCUUCUCCAGCAAGAAAUCUAUACCAAGAAGACCGGAUUGCAAGAAACUUUAAAGAAACUAGGACUUUGA